Megalopta genalis is the source of this 1656-nucleotide messenger RNA. The record is from RefSeq and is a predicted model, not a curated record. NCBI's taxonomy places the organism in Eukaryota, Metazoa, Arthropoda, Insecta, Hymenoptera, Halictidae.
CACAAUGAUACAUAAUGGAAUUAAAACUUAUUGCUACUCAAAUUUGAUUGAAAACGAUCGCAUUAGAUUAAAAAUAGUAGGUAUUAUAAAUACUGUUGCUUUCCAAAAAGCUAGAAUUUGCGCUGAAAAGUUAUAUCAACAUUUGACUUUUAAAUUUGCACCUCCGCAAAUUGUGGAAAUGUUUCAAGUCGACUGGCACGAAUAUAUUAAAAACAGAAAAAGGGAAAUUGGAGGUAAAACAUGGUCAUUGACACAAACUGUUGCAGUUUUUAUAAAUGAUAAAUUUCUCGGCAGCGAUAAGGAAUUUAUACAUUAUAUAAGUGAAUCUUAUAUCUUUAGUUUACCCGUUAGUUCACAAUAUUAUGAAAAAAUCGCCAUCGAGCAAUGUAAGCUAUUCAUGGAAAAAUCUAAGAGAAAAUAUGUUUAUUUUACAUUUAAUAUAAACAGCCGUACGAUCGGUUCUUUUAUGUUUAUGUUAUAUUCUGAUCUGUUGCCAUUGACUUGCCAAUAUUUUUUAAACCUUUGCACCGGUUAUGAUGCGGUAGCAAAGUGUUAUAGAAAUUCUUAUUACAUAAAUAUGAAUGUGCAUCGCAUAGUAAAAAAUGGUUGGAUACAAUGUGGAGGACUUGUAUCACCUAAAGAAGAUACGAAUUUUGUGGACGAUAUUAUUGCAAUACCUGACGAGUCUUAUUGCAUUCCACAUGAUCGUCGCGGAGUCUUAUCUAUGGUAAAUAAUGGAAAACAUUGUAAUGGACCACAGUUCUCUGUAUGCUUAAAACCCAAUCCAUGGAUGAAUUGUUAUUAUGUUGCUUUUGGACAACUCGUGGAUGGAGCUAAAACUUUGGAAACAUUAGAAAAGAUAUCAACAUAUUAUGAACGCCCCUCUAAAGAAAUAAUAAUUUCAGAUUGUGGAGAAUAUAUCUUUGUAGAUGAACCUAAGAUGGAAACAGAAUCGAAAAUUUUCCUUAAACAUCAACCACCAAUAUGUACAGAAGGAGAAGCUAUGAGAUAUAGUGAUACUGGGUUUGAUUUUUAUUCCAUUACAUCAUGGCUUGACAAUGUAGUGGAUAAAAUAGAUGUUCGUGAUACAGCUUCGGUUUUAAUGGCAGAACGCUAUUUAAAUGGUCUUUAUUGUCUCGUAUCUGAUUAUGAACCAGGAAUGGAUAUGCGGGUGUCUGAAGAAAUUCAUUUAAUUCCAAAAGAUAGUACUGGAAGCGUGACUGAGGCUAUGCUUCAACAAUUAUUAUUGCAGUUUCAUCCAAAUCAAAUAACUGAAGAAGAAAAAUUAAUGUUUGUCUCUGAAAUUUCUAAAAUAAUUUUAGCUUAUCUUUUCUGUUAUGAGAAUAAUAAGUAUUGCUUGAAACAUAUCUCGAUCGGCACUCGUGAAGCUAUACAUAAAAUAUUGGAAGUUGCACACAAGAUAGCUUCAAAAGCUGUUACAAAAUCUGAAAUAACACAGAAAUGUGACGAUGUAAAAAUUGUAGAUAUAAUUGAAGCAAAGCGGAUUGAAUCGAAUCUAUUGAUUUCAGAAAAUUGUAUCUCAUUAUUACAAGCUAUUUUGAAUGAAGCUAUAUUAUGUUUUAUAAGAUCUUAUGACAUACAAGAAUGAUGAAAUAUAAAAAUAUAAUCGAAAUAAAAUUAUAUAUUAUAUCAGUA